CAAAACAUCAAAGAAGCAAAAGCAAAAAACGCGGGUGAUGGACAAAUACCUAAUUAAAAUGCCUAUUAAGUCGAAAACAAAUGCUGUGUCCAACCAGGAGAAACCGGUCGUUAAAAAGGAGACUCCCAAAAUGCCAGCCAAACAAUUGAAAAAUGAUACUCCAAAGGAGUUGAAAGACAAGGAAAAUACAGGCGAGGACAAUACCCCAAAGCAAACAAAAGCAGGCAGACCUGGCAGACCGGCUUCCAAGCGAAAGGCUUUAGAUACUCCAGAAGUGAAGGAUGAGAAGGUUGAGGCGGAUAGUGAGAAUCCGCCCAAGCGCAGGAGUUCCCGAGUCACAAGGAGCACACGUUCCAUGGCAGAGGAUGGACCUCCUUCCCCGGAAAAGGAAAAACCAGAGAAGCUACCAUUCAUUAAGUACAAGGGGGCUAUCAAGUACUUUACGGAGAGUCAGGAUAUAGCAGCAUCCGCUGACGAUGUUUUGCAAUGGGUGGAGAAGCAGAAGGAUGACGUAGUGCCAAUGGCCUUUGACAUGGAGUGGCCCUUCUCCUUUCAAACUGGCCCUGGCAAGUCCGCCGUCAUCCAAAUUUGCGUGGACGAGAAGUGUUGCUAUAUCUACCAGUUGACCAAUCUUAAGAAGCUGCCCGCUGCCUUGGUGGCCCUAAUCAAUCAUCCCAAAGUGCGCCUGCAUGGUGUGAACAUAAAGAAUGAUUUCCGCAAGCUGGCGCGUGACUUUACCGAGGUUUCCGCGGAACCCCUGAUUGAAAAGUGCGUGGACUUGGGCGUGUGGUGCAAUGAGGUUUGUGAGACUGGCGGUCGCUGGAGCUUAGACCGUUUAACCAACUUUAUAGCCAAGAAGGCCGUGGACAAGAACAAGAAGGUGCGCAUGAGCAAGUGGCAUGUCAUUCCGCUGGACGAGAAUCAACUGAUGUAUGCAGCCAUCGAUGUCUAUAUUGGUCAGGUUAUCUAUCGGGAAUUGGAGCGGCGCGAGAAGGCAAAGCUCAAAAAUGAAGAAGAGUUUAAGGAUCAGAACGGAGAUGCAGCCUUUAAAGCUGUUAAAGCCUUGGGAGAAACUUUUCUGACCAAGAUUAACGAGGUGACUCUGUGAGCUGUUUUAAUUUUAUACAAAAGAUUAUUGUCAAAUUUGUUAAGAUUUUUGUGGGCUUUUUCCCCAGUUCAAUUAUUUUUACUUAUACAAUCUUAAAUUUAUAACUUGCAUUGAAAAAUGAUUAGACUUUUAUUCUUUGUAAUAUUUCAAUUUGAUAUUUAAAUUUAACUAACAUUUUAGGAAAAGUUUUUAGAAUUUUACACAAAAACAUAUUUUUGCAAUUGACUGACUAACUAUUGCAUUUCAACAACUUGCUAGAUUUUUUUUAUCAAGCUUAGUUAAGCUUUUGAGUACCCCAGAAUUAGAUUAGGAUUACAGAUCCUUACAUUUCACAACUUGCAAUAAAUUUUAAUUUUGUAAAUUCGCA
Molecule: messenger RNA, 1475 nt
Organism: Drosophila elegans
Lineage: Eukaryota; Metazoa; Arthropoda; Insecta; Diptera; Drosophilidae
Gene: WRNexo
Product: Werner Syndrome-like exonuclease
Exons: 7
Coding region: 38-1108 (356 amino acids)
Biological process (GO): nucleobase-containing compound metabolic process
Molecular function (GO): nucleic acid binding; 3'-5' exonuclease activity
Source: RefSeq, a predicted model, not a curated record